AACUCGCGUUUCGCAUUAGAUUGGUUGGGUUUUGUUAGGUCAGUAAAUUGCGCAUUUGCGCAGUGAAGGGAACUGGACGUUAUGAAGUAAGAAAGAAAUAUAUCUCUGUUUCAACAUGUUAGGGCCAUUUUUACAACACCAUUCCUCUUCCAGGAGUAUAAGAUCUAUGGCUUGAAAAUGUAGUCAUUGAAACGUACCUGUCACAAGUGUGUUCAAAAAUGAACCGACGCAACGAUGCUCGUAGCACUCUCGGCUGAUCUUCGAACGCAGCUGUCGUAAGUGUGUUCGCGAACCAAUCAUAUUGUUUACAUAUAAAAUCAUGAAAAUCUGCUUGAUUAUUUGGAAUUUCAAUAAAAAUAAAAAGUUUCUGUUUUAACGAAUAUUUAUUAAUGAUUGCAUAGUAGCAGCGGAGAAAUUAGAGAAACACAAGGAGCAUUUAAGGAGCAAUAUCUUAGGCAUUAUACACAUAUAAAUUUUUAUUAUCCUGCGCUAACUUCCUGACAGUCGUUUUCUUUCUAUUCCUAUGUUCCAAUAGCUUUGAAUCGCUUACACGCCGUUCUGCGACUCAUUCCCUCUAUCUGUAAUAUCUUUAUGCUAUCAAUAACAUUGAGUUGAAUUAGCUGUUGAACCAAUGAAUGGUAAUAAAGUGCGUGCGUACGCAAUGGUCGGUCAUGACCUAGAAGUGGCUACAAACAUGGCUUCUGGAAAGAUUGAUCAGAAGGAAUAUUUAAAAAAAUAUUUGUCUUUUGACGAUGAAAUGAAAAAGAAGAAGAAGAACAAGAAGAAGAAGCACGCGAAAGUCGGGGUGAAAACAGUAAAGAUCAUUGACGAUGAUGUAAACCUGAAACACUUGAGGCCAAUUGAAGAUGGAGAGUUUGAUAUCCUCAACCAUACUGAAGAUGCGCCACAAAUUGUUGGCAUAAUCGACGAACGUGGACCUGUUGAUUUCUCGGAUAAGAGAAGGUGGAAAAUAAUAGCUGACGAUGGGGAUGGCGAUAUAACUGUAACAAGUAGUGAAAAUAAUAUAAGGGAUGCAGAUGAUUCUAUUCCUGAUAGUAAUAGGAAAAACGAUAAAUUGUUAGGAACUAAGAAGAGCGUGAGUUCAGCUCCCUUCACAAAAAGUAAAAAAACGUACGACUCAGACUGUAGUCCUCCUAGAAGAAAAGAGAAUAAAAAUAACUCUGAUUUAGAUUUAAGUCCACCUAGAAACAGGCAAAAUAACAAUAACGUUGAGCACAGUCCUGCCAGAAAAUCAAGAAAACAUUCCAAACGAAGUAAAGACUACGAAUCAGACUUGAGUCCACCUAGGAAGAAAAAGAAUUCAAAGCAAUCAGAUUCGGAUAUUAGUCCACCCAGAAAGUGGCAAAGUAACAAUAGUUCAGAUCGCGGAUCUGGGAGAAAAUCAAAAGACUAUUCAAAAUUCAGUAAAAAUUAUGAUUCUGACCUGAGUCCCCCUAGAAAGAGACAAAAUCAUUUGGACUCCGAUUCUGAUUUAAGUCCCCCAAGAAAUCGGCGAAACAACAAUAACACUGAUCACAGUUCUAUUAGAAGAGAAAGACAAAAAUCGCAUUCUAGACACGAUAAAGAUUAUCAUUCAGACCUGAGUCCUCCUAGGAGAUCCAAGCAUGAUUCUCGAAAUACUGAAUCAACUGACAGUAAAUAUAAUAACGAUGGUCACAGAAGAAGGAUGGAUAAACACAGAAAUAAACACAACAUGGACAGUGAUAUAAAUUCACCGGGAAAAUCCCAUAGAAGAUCGAAAACACCUCCAAGAAAAUCAACAUCGCGAUGGGAUCAUGAGCCCAGGAGAAGAUCUAGAACUCCAGAUAACCCAAAGGAUCAGGACAGGCGAAUGAAAAAAACUCUAGAUGGUAAAACGGCAGGAUUACAAAAUGCCAGAGCAUUAAGGGAAGAAACUGAUGCACACAAGAAACGCGAGGCUGAAUUAUUCAGCAAGUUGAGCGCAGACGUUAGUGGCGUUGGGCAAGCUGCUGUUCUCCGUGACCGUAAAACGGGACGGAAGCGAGAUUUGGCUGCAGAAGCAGCUGAAAAGCGUGAAAAACAAAAAGUUCAAGAAGAAUUGGAUGAGAAAUAUGCCAAAUGGGGAAAAGGCUUGAAACAAGUGGAGGAUCGAGAAGAAAAAUUAAAAAGAGAUCUAUACGAGAUGAGUAAGCCUUUGGCAAGGUACGCGGAUGAUGCUGACUUGGAUAAGGAACUUAGGGAGCAAGAUAGGGAAGGCGAUCCUAUGUUGGAGUACAUAAAACAAAAACAAAUAAAAGAAGGAAAACGAAAACCAGAAAAACCAAGAUACGAAGGUACAUUUAUGCCCAAUCGGUUUGGCAUUAAACCAGGUCAUCGAUGGGACGGAGUCGAUAGGAGUAACGGUUACGAGAAGAAAUGGUUUGACGCUCAAAACGCACGUAAAGCUUUACAAGAAGAAGCUUAUAAAUGGAGCACAUCUGACAUGUAAAACAAUGUGGAAUUGUUAAAGCACUGCUAAAAAAAAUAUUAAGUUACUAUGACGUGUACCUAAUGCAAUUUUUGUUGUCAAUCAUAAAAGUGCACUUUCACUAAUCAUA
This is a messenger RNA of Cephus cinctus (wheat stem sawfly), 2579 nucleotides long. RefSeq names its product BUD13 homolog. Gene Ontology annotation, molecular function: RNA binding. Gene Ontology annotation, biological process: mRNA splicing, via spliceosome. Bases 632 to 2470 code for a protein of 612 amino acids. The record is from RefSeq and is a predicted model, not a curated record. Lineage: Eukaryota; Metazoa; Arthropoda; Insecta; Hymenoptera; Cephidae. The transcript is spliced from 5 exons. Gene Ontology annotation, cellular component: RES complex; U2-type spliceosomal complex.